Molecule: messenger RNA, 3916 nt
Organism: Doryrhamphus excisus (bluestripe pipefish)
Lineage: Eukaryota; Metazoa; Chordata; Actinopteri; Syngnathiformes; Syngnathidae
Source: RefSeq, a predicted model, not a curated record
CUUUUUUCCAUGGCACACUUUUUUUCCGUGUGCAAAAGAAAGCACACAGCUUUCAUCCGACAUAUUCACUGAGCUCAUUGGAUAUCAGGACAGCUGAAGUCCUGAAUCAUGAGAGGAAGAUGCCUCGGGACAAACUGAUAACCACAGAAGAAGACAGUGACAAGGAACACGAUUCUAUAAAUCCAGAGAAACAUGAGCGGGUGAAAGUCAGAGGAAAGAAGAAGAAUAGCAACAGGGAAAAAAAGAAGGGAGAAUUAAAGAAGAAGACACCAAGAAAGGUUGAAGAGGAGACGGUGGAGGAGGAAUCGGAGAGAAAAGAAAGAGGCAAGAGGAGGAGAGCAAAGAAUGAUGAACAUAAAAGUAUGAAUGAAAGAAAGGAACUGGAAGUUCAAGAAAGUGUGGCAAAGACUGCAAAAAAGAAGAAAUUAAAAAAUGACCAAGUAAAGCAAAAAGUAAUGGAGGUGACCGAAGUUAAGGAUAAAAAUGCCAAGAGGAAGAAUAAAAAAGAACAUGCUAGAAAAGAAGAGAGAAAAGUUAAACUUGAAGUAAAAGAAAAGCCACCAGAGGUAAAGAAGAAAAAGCCCAAGAAAGUAAUUGAAACAAGUUCAGAGCAAGAGACAAGCGAGGAAGACACCAAUGAGGAAGAUGAUAGCAAUGAGGAAGACUUGAGUCCAGAGUAUCUGACAGUUGAGGAGCUACAGGAGCUAAAAGAGGAAGUGGACGAGAGGAAGAAACUGAUCCAAAGUCUUCGUGGGAAGCCAUGGCUGAUGAAAAAGAAGCUGAUGAGUUUACGGGAGUCUCAGGAGUUUGUGGAGAAGUAUGAAGGUGCUUUGGGCAAAGGGAAAGGUAGGAGGUUCUACGCAUACAAGGUCAUGAUGACCAAGAAAUGGAUGAAGUUUCAACGGGACUUUGAAAAUUUCAAAACGGCAUGCAUCCCGUGGGAGAUGAAAAUCAAGGAGAUUGAAAGUCACUUUGGCUCUUCCGUUGCCUCCUACUUCAUCUUCUUGAGGUGGAUGUAUGGCAUCAACAUGAUCUUGUUUGGACUGACCUUUGGCCUGGUCAUGGUGCCAGAGGCGUUGAUGGGGAGGCCCUAUGGCAGCAUCCCAAGAAAGACUGUCCCUAGGGCUGAAGAAGGGAGCGCAAUGAACUUUGCUGUCUUGUGGGACUUUGGGGGUUACGCCCAGUACUCUGUCCUCUUCUAUGGUUACUACAAUGACCAGCGUUCCAUCGGCUGGCUCAAGUUCCGUAUGCCUCUGUCUUAUUUUUUGGUUGGAGUGGGCACAGUGGCCUACAGCUACAUGGUGGUCAUUCGAACGAUGGCCCGGAAUGCAAACGAGACCGGUGUUGGAGAUGAUAACAGCUUUAAUUUCAGCUGGAAAAUGUUCACAAGCUGGGACUACCUGAUUGGGAACACCGAAACUGCAGAUAAUAAAUUUGCCUCCAUCACCACCAGUUUCAAGGAGGCCAUCUUAGAAGAGCAAGAGAGCCGAAAAGAUGACAACAUCCAUUUGACGCGCUUCCUGCGGGUAAUGGCCAACUUCCUGGUCUUGUGCUGCUUAGCAGGAAGUGGAUACCUUAUUUACUUUGUCGUGCGGCGUUCUCAGAAGUUUGCCUUGGAUGGACUGGAGAACCACAGCUGGUGGGAACGAAAUGAGGUAAAUAUGGUCAUGUCAUUACUGGGGAUGUUUUGUCCCAUGCUGUUUGACAUCAUUAGCACCUUGGAGAACUACCACCCUCGAGUCGCCCUGCAGUGGCAGCUGGGGCGCAUCUUUGCCCUCUUUUUGGGAAACCUAUACACCUUCAUUAUUGCACUCAUGGAUGAGAUCAACCUCAAAAGGGAGGAGGAAAAAAUCGUAAAGUUCAAUAUAACUCUGUGGGAAGCAAGUCUUUACAAUGGCACGGAAAACAGUACUGCGCUACCUGCUGUUGAUCCCGCUGAUGUGCCUCGCGGGCCAUGCUGGGAGACCAUGGUGGGACAGGAGUUUGUGCGACUCAUCAUAUCUGAUACCAUGACAACCUACACCACAUUGCUUAUUGGUGAUUUCCUGAGAGCUAUGCUUGUUCGUUUUCUCAACUACUGCUGGUGCUGGGACCUGGAGGCUGGAUUUCCAUCGUACUCUGAGUUUGAUGUUAGUGGGAAUGUCCUUGGCUUGAUCUUCAAUCAAGGAAUGAUAUGGAUGGGUGCCUUCUACGCUCCUUGCCUGCCCGCCUUGAAUGUCCUCCGCCUCCAUGUCUCUAUGUACCUUCAGUGCUGGGCCGUCAUGUGCUGUAAUGUGCCGCAGGAAAGAGUCUUCAAGGCGUCUGGCUCCAAUAACUUCUACAUGGCCAUGUUACUGGUCAUCCUCUUCCUGUCUACCUUGCCUGCAAUGUACACCAUUGUCACAAUCCCUCCGUCUUUUGAUUGUGGACCCUUCAGCGGCAAGAAGCGGAUGUUUGAUGUGAUCCAUGAAACUCUGGAGUCAGAUUUCCCAGCCUGGUUUGGAAAGGUGUUUAGUUAUGCCUCGAAUCCUGGACUGGUGCUGCCCUUCAUGUUACUCAUGGUGCUGGCCAUUUAUUACUUGCAGUCCACUUCCAAAAGCUACAAAGAAGCAAACAUUGAACUGAAGAAAAAACUACAGGCGCAAAAUGAAGAGAACAAGAAAAAGAACAAACUCGCUGCAUUGAAGGCGGCCUUGGAUUUGCAAGAGGCCAGAAAAAUUGCAUCAGAGGCUGAAGACAAACAAGGCCAUGAAAACGUGGAGGAAAACCGUACCAGAGGGCAGAGGUCACAUCAUGACAAGAAUGGACGCAACUGUCCUGCUAUCAAAGACCAAAUGCUUCCAGCCACCAGAGCCACUGCCUCCAGAAGGUAUCACCAUAGCAACAACGAGGCUUCUGGGUAUCUGCCUGGUUUGCCUCUGCAAAGUGACCAGAAGGUGCACAGGGUGCCAAGCCUGAGGAGACACCAAGCACUUUACUGAGAAAAAUCACAUUGUUGUCAGUGUAUACGUGUUGUUUUGCAUUAAGCGUAUGUACUGUACAUAUUACAUAAUGUUCUGAUUGCGUAUCACAAUGGCAGUGUAGUAUUACGUCACUGUGUCAGCGGGAAAUGCUGUGCUAACAUUUUUACAGAUUUUGGAACACAUUUUGCACACAUAAGGCGCACCGGAUUAUAAGUGCCUCGUAGAUUUUUGAGACAAUUAAAGGCUUUUAAGUGCGCCUUAUAGUGUGGAAAAUAUGGUAUUACUUUAUCAUUUUGAGUUGCUAAUGAGUGCUGAAUCAGCACGUAACCAUUAGUUACUUCUUUGGGUACCUUAAAGUGAGACAUCAAAAGUGAGUAGUCAAUGAGUACUGAAUCGCCAACUUCUCAUUUGUUACUUUUUCUGUGUACUUAAAGUGUGACAUCAAAACACGUAAUUAAUGAGUAAAUAAUCAAUACUUAAUCAUUACUUAUUUCUUUUGCGUAUUUAAAGUGAGACAUCAAAAAGAGCAGGUAAUGAGUAUGGACUCUGUACUUCAUUAGUUACCCUUUUUGUGUACCUUAAAGUUAAGUGAGUCAUUAAAAAGGGCAGGUAAUAAGUUAGUACUACAGUACUGAAUCAGUACUUAAUCAUCGGUUACCCUUUGCGGAUUACAACAUUUUCAUUUUCACAAUGGCACUUGCUCAAUAAGUUGUUUUUAAAUAAGUUAACUUAUUCUCAUUUGAUCUAUUUUACUUUAUUUUAUAUUGUGUCUUGCCCAUUGCAAAUGAUUGUUUCCUCCAUGUCUCUAAAAUCCAAUCUUCUAGAAUUAUUGUGUGCAUGUGUAUUUGCAUGCGCAUGUGCAUGUGUAUGUGAAUGUGUGUGUGUGUCCCACUUGUGUUCCAAAUGUUCCUUGUUUUUUUAUCAUGCCAGGCACUCUGAACUGCCGUGAUCAUGAAAAGUGCUAUACAAAUAAA